UUCCGCGUUCAAAUGGCGCGUGCGCCCUGGCCCGAAGGGCGGCUCCUCCUUGGUCUCGGGAUUUGUCACUCAGCGAAGAGCCCAAUCAGAGGAGCUUGUUCGCCGAGACGACCAAUAGGCGGAGAGAGAGGUAGGGUGAGUUCCCCAGCCCCGCCUCCCACCGGGAGAGGAGACCCGGACGCGGGGAGCGAGGCCGCCGGGCGAGGAGAGAUGGCGGCGCAGCCGGAGCCUUCCCCGCUGACCGGGGUGGCCUGGGCCGCCAGUGCCAGCGCGGCGCCCGCCGGCUGGACGCCGAUCACCUCGACCCUGGAGGGAGCCACAGCCAACUUCGGGAAAGGAUUUGGGCAGAAAUCGGGCUACGUCUUGUGCAUCACCUCCGCUGCGGCCAGUGAAACCUCCCCAGGCAGGGUAGCCGAUGUACUGAUCCUGAGUGAAAAAACGCCUCGCCUACAGGAUACUUACAUUAGGGAGUUCUUAGAGCAAGUGAAAACGUCCAUUUCCAAGAAGAAACGAAUCUGUGUGAAGCUUGUCCCAUUAGGUGCGGCAGAACUAGUUGUUUUUGACAUUAUGCUGAGUGGCAAGAGUAAAGUGGUCCCAUGUUAUAUGAAGAUAGGGGAAAUUAGCAGCUUUGCUGUUUGGUGUAAAAAGGGGCAACUUCUCAAACCUAAACCCUUUCCAAAACCAAGGAACAUCAGUCAGGCAAUGAAGGGGCUUUCACUGGAGACCACAGACCUGGAUAACCAAAAGACAGAAUUUUCAUCAGAAAAGUCUUUGACUAGAAUUAACUCAAAACAUGUAUCCAUGAAGCGAGGCGAUUCCAUUUAUGGUAUAUCUAACCUCUAUGGCGUCUCAGCCAUGGAUGGGGUACCUUUUGCACUACACCCCAAAUUUGAAAGCAGCAUCACUACUGGAACUAAUGCCUUAUCCAUCUUCACGAACUUGAAUAUUAAGUCUCUUGCUGACAUUGAGAAGGAGUAUGACUAUGCCUUUGUAGUUGAAAGGACUGCGGCUGCCAGACUCCCACCCAGCAUCUGUUAGCAGCAAGCAGCACAGAGUGCUACCAAAGCAUGGGGUACAUGUCCCUUCUAGCAGAUAAAGUUAGCCUCAAUGGAAUGAUUUAGUAGGAAGAAUAUAUCUGUUGCCACAGGUGUAUAAACUGCACAACCAGAUGCGAUGGACUCAAUUCUCCGAAGGACACUCUUGUAAAGAACUGAAUGAAGUCUUUCUGCCUUCUAAUUUUGUAAUAUUUAAAUCUGUAAUCCACUUGGAAACUAGAGAGCACCCUCAACUUUUGAAAGCUUACUAGCCAAGUCAAAUAAGUGCAUUUAUACUUGCAGCCUAGGGCUAUGUCUACACUGCAAUAAAAGACGCAGGCAUGGCCACAGUGAAGAGGCUUGGGCUGGACCCUGGGCUCUGAGACCCCCCCCAAGUCAUGAGGUUGCAGAGCCAGGGCUCCAGUCCAAACCCAAAUAUCCGCACUGCAAUUUUUAAACCAGCCAGUCAGCUGACCCUGGGACUAAAACUCGCUGCUGUUUGUAUUUUACUGUGGUGUCCACUAUGCCACUGUCACCUGCAUUUAGCUCUGCAUGGAAGCUAAAUUUUCAAGGGUUUACCAUAGGGUUUACUUUCGUGUAGCAGACAGCAAGACACUAAUAUUUUGAUCAGUCUGUGUUUAAUGAACAUUGGGUACUGAACAUUUUUUUCUUAGCUCUCUUACUAAAACUCUUUUAUUCUGGAUGUUGCCCCUGGGAAGGUAACUUUGUUUUUAUUUUUGAGGAUACAGCAGAAAUACUAAGCAAACUACAGGCUAAAGAGGCUGCUGCUAUUGUCAUACUAAUUAAAACAAGCCUUUGUUCAAGCCCUCCUUGCAUAUUUAAGUGAAUCUAGCUACUCUUCCUGCCUUGUUUCUUUCAUAAUUGAGGGACUCUAAUUUUGUGUCUGAACUUCAGAACUCAUGUAGAGGGAAUAGCUGUUAGUUACUCAAAAGGUCGAGCUCUUACACUACUAGCCCC
Messenger RNA from Dermochelys coriacea (leatherback sea turtle), 2012 nucleotides. It is a transcript of the gene MVB12A, whose product is annotated as multivesicular body subunit 12A. Gene Ontology annotation, biological process: regulation of epidermal growth factor receptor signaling pathway; virus maturation; receptor catabolic process. The record is from RefSeq and is a predicted model, not a curated record. Lineage: Eukaryota; Metazoa; Chordata; Testudines; Dermochelyidae. Gene Ontology annotation, cellular component: ESCRT I complex; cytosol.